Etheostoma cragini (Arkansas darter) is the source of this 415-nucleotide messenger RNA. RefSeq names its product helicase POLQ-like. The record is from RefSeq and is a predicted model, not a curated record. The transcript is spliced from 3 exons. The annotation marks the transcript as partial. Lineage: Eukaryota; Metazoa; Chordata; Actinopteri; Perciformes; Percidae.
UGUCGUAGUUCACGCUGCUGUCGGCUGCCGAGCAGAAGAUGUCUGCAGCCGUCGGCGUGCCGGAGAGUUUCAUCGCUAGGAAAGCUGCCGGCCAGACGGUGAGAAAGGGCGUGAACAUGGAGGCCGUGCGGCGGAUGUAUCUGGCUCUGGUGCUGUUCUCCCUGCUGAAGGAGACCAACCUGUGGAGCGUGUCCGACCGGUUCCAGCUGAGCCGCGGCUUCGUCCAGAGUCUGCUCAGCUCGUCCUCGGCCUUCUGCUCCUGCGUGCUGCACUUCACUCAGGAGCUGGAGGAGCUGUGGCCGUUCAACGCUCUGCUGACGGAGCUGACGCGGCGCCUGAGCUACUGCGUGACGGCCGAACUCAUCCCCCUGAUGGAGGUGGUCGGAGUCAUGGAGGUCAGCGUCCACAGACACAC